AUGUUUUAUGUAAAAUAUUUCCUAUCUAUACAUACUUUCUUUGUUGCGUUUACUUUUUUCUUUCUAAACAGCUAUAAUUAUUCACUGUUUUUUUUCUUUGCUAUUUCUAUAUUUGCAAGUAGUUUUUUUUUCAUGUAUAUUUUUCAUUCUCUAAUUCUUUCCUUUUUUUUCAUUUCUUUAUCUUUAUGUAUCUAUCUUUCUUUCUAUUUUUCAUUCUUUAUAUUUCUGUAUCUAUUUUUCUUUCUUUCUUUCUGCUUUUCAUUCUUUAUAUAUAUAUAUGUAACAAUCUUUCUUUUUCUUGCUGUAUCUUUCUUUUUUUCUUUAUUCAUCUUUCAUUAUCUAUCUUUCUUUCAUUUUUUUCUUUUUUUGUCUUCCUGCGCCUAUCUUUCUUCCUUCAUUUCAUUCCAAACAUAUAAACUUGUCCAUUGGUUUUCUUUCUUUGCUAUUUCUAUAUUUCCACUUUAUUUAUUUUCCUUAUAUAUAUUUCCUUCAUCAUUUAGUAUCUAUUUUUUGUCUCUUUCUCCCUUUCCUUAUUUUUUUUCUCUCUUUCCUUCUUCCUUAACACAUAAAAUAUUUCUCUGGUUUUCUUUCUUUGGUAUUUAUAUAUUAACACCUAGUCAUUUUCCGUAUGUAAUUUCAUUCUUUUUUUUUCUUUCAUUCGUUCCUUCUUAA
Molecule: messenger RNA, 672 nt
Organism: Acanthosepion pharaonis
Lineage: Eukaryota; Metazoa; Mollusca; Cephalopoda; Sepiida; Sepiidae
Source: the annotation of a GenBank genome assembly